AUGGUGCGCGCCAAGCCCGACGCCCGCCUGGCAUGCGACAGCUGCUACGGCCUCAAAACGAGAUGCGUCUACACCGGUGCAGGCUGCAGCAGCAGCAGCAGCAGCAGCAGCGGGGGUGGCGGAAGUGGCGGCACAACCUCGCCCUCUUGUCAGCGCUGUGCCCGUUUUGGCAGGCCCUGCGUCACCACCAGGACCAGAGGUGAAUCGGGCCGGCCGAGGAAGCCAGACGGGACUUCGACGCGCCCCGUCGCGGGGAGGCAGUUUGUCUGGACGGCGGCUGGGUCCGCCCCUUUUCCGGAACGCACCACCGCGCGGAUACCUCCCCCGGCGGCAGAUGGAGGAGUGGCGAGAUUGUCCUCGUCAUCCUCGCCCCUUCCAGCUGCUGCCUACCUGUCAAGCCCAUCGACCGUCCAGCCGUCCGACCAUGUCCUGGCUUCGCUGAGCACCGCGGAUAGGACGCUUAUGGGGCUGAUUCUGGACAGGCGCACCUUUGCGGACCAUUUCGUGCUGGCGUCGCCCUUUGCCGACGGCAUGAUCGAGGGCAUGGUGCGCGGGCUGGGUAUGGGCCUGCCGCAGCAGAAGCAGCCAUCGCCGCUCCUGGGGCUGCAGCUCUCCUGUGCCGCCAAGGUAGCCGACCUGCUGCUCCUCUGCCGCGAGAACGCGACCGACACCGGUGCAGACGGCGGCCACCAUCGCCACUACGCCAAGAGCGCGACGGCGGCCAGCAUCCUCCGCCGAACGCCGGCCCAGGCCUGCAUCGUCGGCGAGGCCGAGGCCCUCGUGGCCAUCUACCUUGGCAUAGGCGUCGUGACUUUUGACCUGAUGGACGCCGGGCGGAGCGCACACUCGGUCGCCCGCUUCACCAUCGGCGUCGUGCGGCGCGCCGCCAGACUGCAUCUGCAGCGGCGGCGGCGGCCCUUCAGCCCGCGCGUCGACCGCGAUCUGGUCCCGCUCGCGUACCUCGACACGUGCAACUGCCUCGUGCGCAGGAUGGUGCCGGCCGCGAGGCUGGAGGUGGGCGGUCCACCGGCCGUAGACAGGUAUAUAGGAGUCUGCGGGUCGCUUCUACCGGUGCUGUAUGAUAUUUGCGAGCUGAGUCGGGACCUCUGUGCGUUACAGUUCGCCAAGAGCGCAGCGGGCAAGGGCGAUUUGGGGAGCGGUGGCCAGCUCGGCAGGAUGGUGCAGCAGUGCGCGUUGCAGCAGCGGCGGGAGAGGCUGGAGCGGGCGCUGGAGGAUUGGAAGCCUGCGCUGCCGGGAAACUUUGCGACUGUGUACACGUCGGCCGAGCAGGCCGUCAUGCAUGGCCAGGCCCGCAUACACAAGCUGACCGCGACACUGCUCCUCCACCGACUGGCUGCCACUUUUGACCAGGACGGCGGGUGCGGUGGGCGUGGUGCGCGUCUGGCGGCCGAGCUGCUGCGCUGCAUGUCGGAGCUGUAUGCGGCCGCCGGUCGGGAUCCCAAGGAGGAGCGGGCCGGCGUGGGGACGUUUGACUACCGGCUUUCCCUGUCGCUUUUGGUGGCGGCGGCGGAGCUGACUGUGGAGGCGGAUAGGCGGCAUUGCCUGGAGGACAUGUUUCCGCUUGUCGUUUCGAGACUGUAUCCCGAGGUUGGUAGCAUGUUGCGUGAAUUUGUGAGGUAUGUCUGGGCAAGUAGGGAUGAUGGGCUUGCUGGGUGCUGGUUGGACCUCGCUGGGUUGGAGGAUGCGCCCGCGUUUGUGCUUUUCUGA
Messenger RNA from Pyricularia pennisetigena, 1728 nucleotides. RefSeq lists its product as uncharacterized. Bases 1 to 1728 code for a protein of 575 amino acids. The transcript has a single exon. The record is from RefSeq and is a predicted model, not a curated record. NCBI's taxonomy places the organism in Eukaryota, Fungi, Ascomycota, Sordariomycetes, Magnaporthales, Pyriculariaceae.